This is a messenger RNA of Hyla sarda, 7924 nucleotides long. RefSeq names its product carnitine palmitoyltransferase 1A (gene CPT1A). NCBI's taxonomy places the organism in Eukaryota, Metazoa, Chordata, Amphibia, Anura, Hylidae. The record is from RefSeq and is a predicted model, not a curated record. Bases 115 to 2451 code for a protein of 778 amino acids. Gene Ontology annotation, biological process: carnitine metabolic process; fatty acid metabolic process. Gene Ontology annotation, cellular component: mitochondrion. Gene Ontology annotation, molecular function: carnitine O-palmitoyltransferase activity. The transcript is spliced from 19 exons.
GGACAGGGCUGACUUUCCAUUCUGUGUAGUGUUGCAGGGGAGAGAGGCUAGGGAUUUGCAGAGCUCCAGGCUGCAGCUUGUCAAGAGCUAAGCAAAGACAGGGGCAUAGUAAAGAUGGCAGAAGCUCACCAGGCUGUAGCAUUCCAGUUUACCGUAACUCCAGAUGGAAUCGACCUAAGAUUAAGCCAUGAAGCUCUGCGACAAAUCUAUCUCUCUGGCCUCCACUCCUGGAAGAAGAAGUUCAUUAGAUUCAAGAAUGGAAUCCUCACUGGGGUCUUUCCAUCAAGCCCUUCUAGCUGGCUAGUUGUAGUGGUGGGUGUCACCUCAACAUCCAUGUACACACAAGUGGAUCCAUCAUUUGGUUUAAUAGAGAAAAUAAACAAUGCCCUCGCCACUACGGGAUACAUGACCAGCCAGACCCAGAAAAUUGUCAGCGGUGUUCUCUUUGGCACAGGCUUGUGGGUGGCCCUGAUUGCAACAAUGCGAUAUUCUCUAAAGAAGCUUCUGUCAUAUCAUGGAUGGAUGUUUGAAGAGCAUGGAAAACUCUCUAAGUCUACAAGGUUAUGGAUGGGAAUGGUGAAAUUGUUCUCUGGCCGAAAGCCGAUGCUUUACAGUUUCCAAACUUCUCUUCCUCAUCUACCUGUGCCAACUGUUAAGGACACGGUCAAAAGGUAUUUGGAUUCUGUUAAACCACUGAUGGACGAAGAGCAGUUUCAGAGGAUGGAAGGUCUUGCCAAGGAUUUUACCGUCAACCUAGGACCAAAACUUCAGUGGUACUUGAAGCUGAAAUCGUGGUGGGCCACAAACUAUGUCAGUGAUUGGUGGGAAGAAUACAUCUACCUCAGAGGACGAGGACCAAUCAUGGUCAACAGUAAUUACUAUGCAAUGGAUUACCUUUAUGUGUUGCCAACAACAAUUCAAGCUGCCAGAGCUGGAAAUGCGAUCCAUGCACUUCUGCUCUACCGGAGAAAACUGGACCGGGAGGAAAUCAAACCGAUUCUGCUGAUGGGAACCACAGUUCCAUUAUGCUCCUCUCAAUGGGAAAGAAUGUUUAAUACUUCCCGUAUACCCGGAGAAGAGACAGACACCAUUCAACAUGUCAAGGACACCAAACACAUUGUUGUCUACCAUAAGGGACGUUACUUCAAGGUGUGGUUGUAUCAUGAUGGAAGGUUAUUGAAGCCAAGAGAGAUUGAACAUCAGAUGCAGCGAAUUAUUGAUGACAAGUCUGAACCCCAGCCUGGGGAGGAAAAACUGGCCGCACUUACUGCAGGAGACAGGGUCCCAUGGGCCAAGGCUCGUAAAGAUUACUUCAGCAAUGGAAAGAACAAGCAAAGCCUGGAUGCUGUUGAGAAAGCAGCUUUCUUUGUUACUCUUGAUGACACAGAACAAGGAUACAACAAGGAAGACCCAGUGAACUCCCUUGACAAAUAUGCCAAGUCACUUUUACACGGAAAAUGCUAUGACAGGUGGUUUGAUAAGACAAUAAGUUUCAUUGUGUUCAAGAAUGGAAAGAUGGGCAUGAACUGUGAGCAUUCCUGGGCCGAUGCCCCAAUUUUGGGUCAUCUUUGGGAGUAUGUCAUGGCAACGGAUAAGUUUGACCUUGGAUAUGAAGAAGAUGGUCAUUGUAAGGGAGAUGUCAAUAAUAGCAUUCCUCCUCCAAACAGACUGCAGUGGGAACUCCAGGAAGAGUGCCAAAAUGUGAUUGAGAGCUCCUUGACUGUUGCCAAAGCCCUUGCAGAUGACGUUGACUUUCAUUCAUUCCCUUUCGAUAAUUUUGGCAAAGGCCUCAUCAAAAAAACUAGAACAAGCCCUGACGCCUUUGUUCAACUGGCUCUUCAGCUGGCACACUUCCGGGAUAAAGGCAAGUUCUGUCUGACAUAUGAGGCCUCCAUGACACGAUUGUUCAGGGAAGGAAGGACGGAGACAGUGCGCUCAUGUACUAUUGAGUCCAGUGAAUUUGUCUUGGCCAUGACCAAUCCCAAAGAAGAUAAUGAAAGCAGAGUAAAGUUAUUCAAGAUCGCAGCAGAAAAACAUCAGCAGAUGUACCGUUUAGCCAUGACUGGGGCUGGAAUCGAUCGUCAUCUCUUCUGUCUUUAUGUUGUUUCAAAAUACCUGGCAGUGGAUUCAGGUUUCCUUAAAGAAGUUCUGUCAGAACCAUGGAGACUGUCAACAAGUCAGACUCCUCAGCAACAGGUUCACCUUUUCCAACUGGAGAAGUACCCAGAAAAUGUCUCAAGUGGUGGUGGUUUUGGACCUGUUGCUGAUGAUGGAUAUGGUGUUUCCUAUAUUAUUGUUGGUGAAAAUCUGAUCAAUUUCCACGUAUCAAGCAAAUUUUCCAGCCCAGAAACAGACUCUCACCGCUUUGGACAAAACAUCAGACAAGCCAUGCUGGAAAUUAUGGGCUUAUUCAACGUCACCACAAACAACUGCAACAAAGGAAAGAAGUAGAAUCUCUGAGUUUGUGAGAAAAACAGAAAACAAAAAGCAAACAAAACUUCCUGACCGGUUUCCUGAAAUGCUUAUACUACAACAGUCCUGACAGAACUAACUUUUGUAGUUGCUGCUUCUAGUGACUGCAGACAUCUGACAGCUAUCGACACCUCUAGGCCCCAUAGCCUUCUCCCGGUUUUAUAAUCAGAUUUUUAUUUUUUGUUAUGUUUCAAGGUCUGUGGAACAUAUUUGUACUUUGUCAUUUUAGUUGCUGCUGGAACGUCAUCUAGAAAUGUUACAAGGGCUCAUCAUAUUUUGGAGACAUACACCAUGGUGUGUAGGCUCCUUUUCUUUUCAUCGAACUGUAAUAUAUUUAAUUUUUUAUCUUUUUUUUUAUUUUUAUUUUUUUUAUUUUUUUGGGGGGGUUGGGUAUUUUUUCUUUUGGUACCAUCUUACAAAUAUAGGUAUAUUUUUGCCAAAGAAUAACCCUUGAUGGGGUUGUUCUCUGUGGGUCCACAACUUUAUCUGUAUGCUUGCCAACAGUCCCAAAUGUUUGCAUGUCUGUCUCAUGAAUGCCACCUCAAGGGGUGGAGUUACCUCUAAUUUGAAGUGAAUAGGGCAUUCCCAUUGGUUUUAGGGGUGUUCACGGACAGAAGCAUAAGUGUUCUAUAAUUUGGGACUCAAUUGUUGACACCUAAACAUCUGCAUCCGAAAGAGGCUUGAUCUCGGAUGCUUCUGAUUGUACUGUAUGUUUCACAGUAACCAUUCAAUGGACCAUAAUGUUUUGUCUUACGAUCUGUAUGCAAUGGAGAUAGUCUUAUUUGUAUCAUGGAGGAGGCCUGAUCUAAGAAAGAGUUACAGUAUCUUCUAAUAAGAUUACAAACUCAACCUAGUACUUGAACAGCCUACAGGCUUAUAAUAUGCUAUAUGUAAAGCUGCAUUUAAACUUUUAUACAAUGGUUUCAGGCUAACGCUUAUUAGUAUAGAACUGAGGCUUCCUGAAAUAGAGGUUUAAUAUUGAGACAAUAAAACUGAAAAUGGCAUCAAUAGGUCAUAGCUAGGUCUACCUUCAGCCAGGGCAAGGAUAUAGUUCACUAGCCAUGUAUCUAAAUGCUCUAGCCAAGGCAGAAUCCAACACAACACCCAUGGUAUUUGAUAAGUGCAGCAUCAAUGUUCAGCUACUUCUUAAAAUCUAAUCCUACACCCAGUGACCUAAAGUUAGCCCUAAAUGUUUUUUUUUUUUUUCCACUUCCAUGAAUUUUCACAAAUUCCAUUUUUCAUUGGGAAGGACAGGCUACACAAUAUUUCGAGUUCCCACUUUGCCAAAACAAAUCGUUAAAAAGGUAAAAACAUUUUUAGUUUUAAUUAAUUUGUAUUACUUAAAUUUAUACAGUUAUGCAAACAAUUGCAACACAAAAAGUUUACAAAAUGUUGGACCUUGUGAAGGACAUGGUAAUAUAAUGAUUAAUUUAUUGUAUCUUUCUAGUGGUGAGGGAGGUUUUUAUUCUACUACAAAGCUCCAAAUUCCCAACAUAGAAUUAAGUAAUAAAAUUCUGUCUGCCUUAAAGGGGUACUCCACUGCAUCAGCAUUCGGAACAUUUUGUUCCCAACACUGAGUGCGGGGUAUGGUGUCACAGCAACACCGCUCGUGACUUCACACCACACCCCCUCAAGGAAAGCCUCUGGGGCAGUGGAGUACCCCUUUAAAGGGGUACUCCAGUGUAAAACUUAUUUUUUUUUUUAAAUCAACUGGUGGCAGACAGUUACAGAUUUGUAAAUUACGUCUAUGAAAACAUUUUAAUCCUUCCUGUACUUACAAUACUUAUUAGUUGCUGAAUACUACAGAGGAAAUUCUUUUCUUUUUGGAACACAGAGCUCUCUGCUGACAAUACGAGCACAGUGCUCUCUGCUGAAAUCUCCAUUUUAAGAACUGUCCAGAGUAGGAGAAAAUCCCCAUAGCAAACAUAUGCUGCUCUGGUCAGUUCCUAAAAUGGACAGAUGUCAUCAUAGAGCACUGUGCUCGUGAUGUCAGAAGAGAGCUCUGUGUUCCAAAAAGAAAAUAAUUUCCUCUGUAGUAUUCAGAAGCUAAUAAGUACUGGAUGGAUUAAGAUGUUUUAAUGGAAAUAAUUUACAAAUCUGUUUAACUUUCUUCCACCGGAGUACCCCUUUAAGGGAGGUUGCUGCAAACAACUAUACAUUGGGGUCAAUAAUAAAACAGUAAACAGAAAGUUCCUUCAUUUGUUUGUUUGUUUUUUUAUUUUUUUAAACCUGAUCAGGGAAGGGUUAAGCAAAAAAAAAAAACUAUCUCUUACCUUCCUUGCUUCCGUACCAUCGCCAGUAUAACGGAGCUCCACACCUCACUCUCACGCGCAUCUGGGUUUGGGGACGUGAUGUCACACUCCCGCUAAGCUAAUCAGUGGCUGAGACGGGACAUGGAAAUAGAGUAGAAUAUUUCAUUUUAAUAAGUGGCUGAAUACUGAUUCUUCUUCCCAAGUUGCCAACGUGCCAGAAGAUAUACAUGAGACUCCACAAUAAACCAUAUCCAGGAGUAAGGAUGGUCACAUAUCUUGUUUUUAAGGGCAACUGGGCAAGUUUGUUUUUCUUGAAAAUAUUUCAAUAAUGGAUAUUGGCUAGACAUGGCUCGCUCUUGACUAUUCUUUUGUAAGGUUGGGCAUUAGACUUCCCUCCCCGUUCCCUGUUGGACAUUGGAGAGUUUACUAUGUUCCAGUGCCUUAUGUGUAAAAACUGGUGGUUGUGAGAGAAUAAUUAAAUAUAUGUAUAAGAAUAUUAUAUUCUAUGACACAGUAUAUAACAUGUUCACUGCCAGAGUGGUUUAUACACUGAGGGGUUGAAUAGAAGACGAAACUCUAUGUGCCUCGUUCUCCACAUAUCGUAAUAGUCAUGAUAAGGUGUCUUGAUACCAGUGUUCAUAUGUUGUACACAGACUCGUAAGAAGAAUGUUGACCUUUUAUAGGAACUACACCACUUCACACAGCAGAUAGGCUACAUUUUGUAGUUGAAGACAUUGGGGGAGGCUUAUAAAAUCUAGUGCAAGGAAUGAAGGAGUCUCAAUUGUUGCUAAGGGCAACUGCUCUGCUUUUCUUUUGCACCAGAUUUGACAAAUCUCAAUUUUUUUUUUGUUAUUAGAAAUGUUGAAUGUUCGGGGAAGAGUAACGUUUUACACUUUUACAAGUGCACUUCCUCUGUUGUUGAAUAUAUGAAUGUGCUUCCUGAACAAAUGCUUUUAUAGCAAAUUCCUGUCUUAAAACGGGGACCUAGAGUUAGAAAAAGGGUAUGUUCUAUCCCAGGAACAGUGACACCUUGUUACAAAGGCUGUGUCUUCUGUUGCUGUUCAAUGGCAUUGAAGGCAAAGCAGCAAUGCUUGACACAUCCUAUGGGGGAAAACACAAUUUUUUUUUUUUAUAAUACUGGACAUUGUCUUUAAUUUUAUUGAUCAUUAAGAAUUUUAUUAUUUUGGCAACAUCAAAUAGAUUUUCUGCAUGAAUUAAUAAUUUUGGAAAAUCUGGUUAAUUAAAGCGCCUGAGAUGGAAAUCGCAGUGUGGCUACUACCAAGGUGCUUUGAGUGAAUGAGUCAUUUGAAAUGGAUUGGCUGCCAAGGAGACUUUGCUUACAGUUCUAUCAGUGAAAUCAGGUUGUCAGGCUGAGUAUCCCUAGCGACCAGUCUCUCAGAUUGGCAGAAAUGAAGAUUCACCUAUCCUGUAGCUGCUUUCUCAUUCAGAUCACAUGCAUGCUUGGCUCAGCCAGCAUUUAUUUAACGGGAGAGAUUGUUUGGCCAACAGCUAUCUUGUGUCCAGCUACCUUGCCUGCUCUGGAUUAUCUCGAGAGCUGUAGACAUGAAUGGUAGUUAUACCUGUCUCUUAGCUAAUGACUGUUUAACUGUAAAAUCAUGUUUUACCUUCUAAGCUUAAAUGUCAGAGACUGUGCUGGGCUGCAGCAGUCAUGCCUCCUUCCUCCCCCAACCCUGUCUGCCUUACAUGAUUGGUGGACAUGGUUUGGCAUCCAUAAUUGAGCCCUGUACAUCAAUCAUGCAGGGUAGGAAAGGAUGGGAGAGGAAGGAGACAUGUAUGCUGUGGAUCAUAAUUGCCUCUAUAACUCUACUGAGCUUAGAAGGAAAACAUGAUUUUAUGACUUUGUAAACAGCCAUCAGCUAAUAGACCUCGCUUGUAUUAUCUUUCAGCUAAGUAUCCGUGACUGCAGCUCUGAGCACGAUUUAUAGCAGACAAAUGGCCUUUAAAGAUCUGAGUUUCGCAAAAAUGUAUUUAUUUUAUUUUUUUCAGAAAUGCCAUCACUGUAAUCUGUGUCUGCGUUUCCCACAUACAAAUAAAUGAGCCAGAGCUUGGAUAGCAGACACAUCCCAUAGAUAAGAUCUGUAUGCUAGUUUCAGACAACCCCUUAAAAUUGGCGCCAACUCAUUUUGUCUUCAUCAUUUACUCAUUGCACUGUGAACAGCAACCAAGAACCUUGGCAGAAUAAUAUUCUCCAUCAGGAAAUAUUUGUUCUUAAAGGGAUACUGCCGUGGAAAACGUAUUUUUUUAUUUUUUUUAACUGGUGCCAGAAAGUUAAACAGAUUUGUAGAUUACUUCUAUUAAAAAGAUGGAAAUUUUUUUUCUUUAUGUAUUUCUCUUACAUCACAACCAGUGCUCUCUGCUGACCUCUGCUGUCCAUUUUAGGAGCUGCCCAGAGCAGCAUAUGUUUCCUAUGGGGAUUUUCUCCUACUCUGGACAGUUCCUAAAAUGGACAGCAGAGGUCAGCAGAGAGCACUGUGGGCGUGACAUAAGAGAAAUACAAAAAGAAAAAUAUUUCCUCUGUAGUAUUCAGCCCCUAAAAAGUACUGGAAGGAUUAAGAUGUUUUAAUAGAAGCAAUUUACAAAUCUGUUUAACUUUCUGGCACCAGUUGAUCUAAAAAAAAGUUUUCCACGGGAGUACCCCUUUAGUAAAGACCAAGCUGAGCAGUUUCUUAUCUCCUAGUCAUAUGCAGUUAAAUAAAAAUUUAAAAAAGGCACUUUGCAGGGCAAGAAUAAUUCUUUGCAUAUAGUAAAUGAAAAGGUUCAGUUAUCAGGACCUCUAUAAAUGAGUGCUCUUACAGAUGCAAUGCGGUUUACAAAUGAACAAAACGUUCCGAACAAAAUUUAGGGGUAGUUGCACCUUCACACUUAAUGAAAGGGUGGUAUGACAUUAGAAAAACUAUUUUUUCCAAAAAAAUAGCACCACUCUGUUGCACAGGCUGUGUCUGGUAUUGCAGAUCAACCACAUACACUUGACAGGGGCUAAGUUGCAAUAUCAGUCACACCCCAUUGAUAAAGGUGGCACUGUAUUAUUUGGGAAAGAAAAAAAGUAUGUUCUAAUCUCAGACAACCUAUAUAAGAAAGAAAGUGAGGAAGUGGGAAAUGAAUUAAAGGAAUAUAUUCUUUGUACAUAAUUCCUAGUGGAAGUUUCUUUUAAAUUAUGGUGUGUCACACAAAUAUAGCUG